Tuber melanosporum (Perigord truffle) is the source of this 594-nucleotide messenger RNA. RefSeq lists its product as uncharacterized. The record is from RefSeq and is a predicted model, not a curated record. NCBI's taxonomy places the organism in Eukaryota, Fungi, Ascomycota, Pezizomycetes, Pezizales, Tuberaceae. The coding region runs from base 1 to 594 and encodes 197 amino acids. The transcript is spliced from 3 exons. Gene Ontology annotation, molecular function: acyl-CoA dehydrogenase activity.
AUGGGUGGUAAAGCUAUUGACGCCAACGAGGUCUUCUUCGACAACUACCUUAUCCCAGUCGAUAGUCUGAUCGGUGCCGAAGGUCAGGGGUUUAAAAUUCUCCUUCACGGCCUGAACGCAGAGCGCUGUCUACUAGCCGGCGAGGCCCUAGGCUUAGGAUACCUAGCCUUCUCCCGUGCAACCAAGUAUGCUAAGGAAAGGAUAGUCUUUGGCCGCGCGAUCGGGCAAAACCAAGCUAUCCAGCAUGCGCUCGCAGCGGCGUACAUGAACCUCGAAGCCGCGAAGUUGUCGAAAUACCACGCGGCGAAGCUGUACGAUGAGACCUCCUCAAGCACAGCCAGCAGUAGCAAUGAGACUCCAUCCCACAUAAGCGUUGGUGCGGCAUGUAAUUCAGCAAAAUACCUGGCCGCAGAGGCGGGGUACGCUGCCUGCGAACGAGCUAUCCUCGUCCACGGAGGAAUGGGCUACGCGCAGGACUUUCACGUAGAACGCUACCUGCGCGAGAGCUGGGUUCCACGCCUCGCCCCGGUGUCACGGGAGAUGAUAUUUAAUUUCAUUGGAGAGAAAGUGCUUAAGCUUCCUAAGAGUUAUUAG